CCCUCGGAUCUGUGGAGUUUCUUUGUUGAAGGAGCCAGCAUGGGUGCCCAGUUCUCCAAGACCGCCGCGAAGGGAGAAGCCGCCGCCGAGAGGCCCGGGGAGGCGGCCGUGGCCUCGUCGCCUUCCAAAGCCAACGGGCAGGAGAACGGCCACGUGAAGGUGAACGGCGACGCGUCGCCCGCGGCCGCUGAGCCGGGCGCCAAGGAGGAGCUGCAGGCCAAUGGCAGCGCCCCGGCCGCCGACAAGGAGGAGCCCGCGGCCUCGGGCAGCGGGGCGGCGGCGUCGCCCGCCGCGGCCGAGAAAGAGGAGCCCUCGGCUGCCGCCGCCGCCCCGGAGGCCGGGGCCGGGGCCAGCCCCGCCGACAAGGAGGCCCCCGCGGAGGGCGAGGCCGCCGAGCCCGGCUCGCCCUCGGCCGCCGAGGGGGAAGCGGCGUCGGCCGCCUCCUCCACGUCGUCGCCCAAAGCCGAGGACGGCGCCACGCCCUCGCCCAGCAACGAGACCCCGAAAAAAAAAAAGAAGCGCUUCUCCUUCAAGAAGUCUUUCAAGCUGAGCGGCUUCUCCUUCAAGAAGAACAAGAAGGAGGCGGGCGAGGGCGCUGAGUCCGAGGGCGCGGCCGGCGCCUCCGCCACCGACGGGGGCAAGGACGAGGCGGCGGCGGGGGGCGCCGAGGCGGGCGCGGCGGCGGGGGAGCCGGCGGGGGCGCCGGGCGAGGAGGCGGCGGCGGCGGCCGCGGGCGAGGAGGGGGCGGCGGCGGGCGGCGACCCGCAGGAGGCCAAGCCCGAGGAGGCCGCGGCUGCCGCCGUCGCCGCCGAGAAGCCGGCGGCCAGCAGCGAGGAGGCCAAGGCCGCGGAGGAGCCCGCCAAGGCCGCGGAGAAGGCGGAGGAGGCCGCGGCCUGCGAGGCGCCCUCGGCCGCGGGCCCCGGCGCGGCCCCGGAGCGGGAGGCGGCCCCCGCGGAGGAGGCGGCCGCGGCCGGCGCGGCCUCGGCGGCCAGCGCAGCCCCGUCCCUGGAGGCCCAGCCCGAGUGCAGUCCGGAGGCCCCCCCGGCGGAGGCGGCAGAGUAAAAAUAAAAAUAAAAAAGGGCAGGAUUUUUUCUGAGAUAAUGGAAGAACUUUUCUCCUCCCCCCCCUGUUUGUUUGUUGGAGUGGUGCCAGGUACUGGUUUUGGAAGAACUUGUCUACAACCAGGGAUUGAUUUUAAAAGAUGUCAUUUUUGUUUUGUUUUUCCUUUUUUUGUUUUUGUUUUUUUUAAAAGCAGCCAAUUUUGGUUUUUUUUCUCCCCCCUCCCCACAGAUCCCAUCUCAAAGCAUUCUGUCGCCACCAUUCCAACAGGUCGAGGAGAGCUUACCACACCUUCCUCUGCCUUGUUUCUCUCUUUUUUAAAUUUUUUUUUUAUUUUUGCAUCAGUAUUAAUGUCUUUUGCAUACUUUGCAUCUUUUUUAUUCAAAAAAUGUAAACUUUCUUUGUCAAUCUAUGGACAUGCCCAUAUAUGAAGGAGAUGGGUGGGUCAAAAAGGGAUAGAUAUCCGAUGAAGUGAUAGGGGCCCAAUGGGGAAAUGUCAGUGGUGCAUAGCAUUGCCAAGACACUGUGCCACUACAGAUGAUGGUGUAAAGGCUUAGGGUUUUUUGUUUUUGUUUUCUUUUUCUUUUUUUUAAGAAAAGUUAUUAGGAUGUAUUUUGUGAGGCAAGUUUACAACACUACAAGUCUUGACUAAGGAAAGAGAAAACACCAAUACUCAGAUUUUUAAAAAAGAUUAUAGUCUUAGGCGUUCAUUUAAACCAUAGGAACUUUUCACUUAUCUCAUGUUAGCUGUACCAGUCAGUGAUUAAGUAGAACUACAAGUUGUAUAGGCUUAUUGUUUAUUGCUGGUUUAUGACCUUAAUAAAGUGUAAUUAUGUAUUACCAGCAGGGUGUUUUUAACUGUGACUAUUGUAUAAAAACAAAUCUUGAUAUCCCAGAAGCACAUGAAGUUUGCAACUUUCCACCCUGCCCAUUUUUGUAAAACUGCAGUCAUCUUGGACCUUUUAAACACAAAUUUUAAACUCAAAACAAAGCUGUGAUAAGUGGAAUGGUUACUGUUUAUACUGUGGUAUGUUUUUGAUUACAGCAGACAAUGCUUUCUUUUCCAGUCGUCUUUGAGAAUAAAGGAAAAAAAAAACCUUCAGAUGCAAUGGUUUUGUGUAGCAUCUUGUCUAUCAUGUUUUGUAAAUACUGGAGAAGCUUUGACCAAUUUGACUUAGAGAUGGAAUGUAACUUUGCUUACAAAAAUUGCUAUUAAACUCCUGCUUAAGGUGUUCUAAUUUUCUGUGAGCACACUAAAAGCAAAAAAUAAAUGUGAAUAAAAUGUA
Pipistrellus kuhlii (Kuhl's pipistrelle) is the source of this 2345-nucleotide messenger RNA. It is a transcript of the gene MARCKS, whose product is annotated as myristoylated alanine rich protein kinase C substrate. The transcript has 2 exons. Gene Ontology annotation, biological process: central nervous system development; actin filament organization. Bases 40 to 1062 code for a protein of 340 amino acids. The record is from RefSeq and is a predicted model, not a curated record. Gene Ontology annotation, molecular function: actin filament binding; calmodulin binding. Lineage: Eukaryota; Metazoa; Chordata; Mammalia; Chiroptera; Vespertilionidae. Gene Ontology annotation, cellular component: actin filament bundle; plasma membrane; cytoplasm.